AUGACGGAAACCCAACUCCAAGUAGGGCCGGUGCUCAUAAAGCAGCUGGCCGCCUCCGACAACAGGACCCGCAGCAGAUCCCUCCGCGCCCUUCUCUCCACCUGGCUUCCUUCCCAGUCCAGCCUCUCCGACGAGGACAUGAGGAAGCUCUGGAAGGGGCUCUUCUACUGCCUCUGGCACUCCGACAAGCUCCCCGCCCAGGCCCACCUCAUCGACCGCCUCGCCUCCUUGAUCCCGACCCUCGAUUCGACCUUCUCCGCCCACUACUUCUCCGUCUUCCUCCUCACCAUGCGCCGCGAGUGGUCCGGCAUCGAUUUCCUCAGGUUAGACAAGUUCUACCUCUUGAUGCGCAGGGUUUUCCGCUCUGUUUUCCUUAUGCUGAAGAAGAAUUCCUGGGAUUUGGAGCUGUCGAAUCGAUUCAUGGGUAUUUUGGUGGAGAGGACCUUCUUGGCGGAUGAUAAGUUCCCCGGGAAUGGCGUGAACUAUCAUAUCGCGUCUUGUUUUCUCGACGAGCUCAAGCCUUUUCUGCCUCUGGGUAAGCCGGUCGUUGAAGCUCUGUUAGCGCCUUUCAGUUCCGUGAUGGGGAAGGUGGUUGAUAAGGUGCUGGUGGGGAAAAUUAAGGGAAAUGUGUUUGAUGAGUUGUUGAAUAUGGGGAGGGGUUUGCUGGAGUUCAAAAAGUCUCAUCCAAAUGAUGAUUGUGAAAACAAAGAUGUGGUCUUGCUUGGUACAAUUGCCUUAACCAUGGGAUUCUCUGCUAGGUUUUAUGAGUUGGGUUCUUCUGCUGAAUGUCGUCAAGGUAAUAGGAAAGUGCUCCUUGGUUUGCACGAGGAGUUUAUGAAGUUGGAGAAGGCCUUGGCGCUUUCCGGAAUCGAUAUUUCUCUACCUGAAGUUAAUGGUGAUGGUACAGAUAAUAAUGAUGAAGAUGAUGAUGAUGAUGAAGUGCCGACUUUGGUGCCCAUUGACACUCGGAUGAAAGAAGUGGAAGGACAAAAUGGAGGUGUUGGCAAGAAGGAAUCGAAGAAGAGCAAAAAGAGGAGUAAGGAUUCAUCUGACAAUGAUGGGAAAGAUGAGAAAAAGAAGAAGAAGAAAAAGAAGAACAAGAGCAAGAAGCAGGAAGAUGGUGGCGGUGAUGGGGAGAAAGUGCCAAAUGGUGAGAAAUUUUCCAGUGAUGAAAAGAGCACUGACGUGGAAAGUGAUGCGAUUACUUUCGACGAUGCUGUCAUAGCAAACCUGCAAAAGCAGUUUGAGAAAGUCGCAGCUGAAGUAGGUAUGGAUGAUGGUGUUGGAAGCUCCCUCGAGCUUGUGGAAGUGAAAGGAAAUGGCCAUUUAACGAAGAAGAGGAAGAGAACAAAGAGUAAAAAUGGGAAGCAGUCUGAAAAUGUGGAGUCCAAAGAUGAAGGGGAUGCUGCCGCCAAGAGCGAAGAGAAAAGUGUGAAGAAGGUGAGGUUUUCCAUGAAGAACAACUUGGUGUGGAAACCACACAGUCCUCUGCCUCCAGAGAGUUUGAGAAUACCACCCUCGUCCACCCCUAGAGGGAGUGCCCUCAAGAAAGGUAUACCUCCUGGUCCUAUUAGGGAAAUGCCUUCUGCAGCUAACAAGGCGAAAAAGAGAGCGAAAUCCGUCAAGGUUGGUGUGAAAGCAAGAAGAGGCGCCCCUCCUACCGUUAGGCGCCUGAAGAAAAGAAGUUAG
Linum tenue is the source of this 1689-nucleotide messenger RNA. The record is from the annotation of a GenBank genome assembly. Lineage: Eukaryota; Viridiplantae; Streptophyta; Magnoliopsida; Malpighiales; Linaceae.